AUGGCAAUUGAACCGGUCAAUAAGAAAGCGAUGAUGUCUCACCAAAAGAAAACUUUCGGACUUAAGCUCAGCAAUUACGGGGAUGUUGAAUAUUACGGUAGGCCGCCAAAUUUUGUAUUUUUUCUCGUGUAGGUACAAUAGUCAUCGGGACUCCCCCACAAGAAUAUCGAGUGGUUUUUGACACAGGAUCGACCAGUUUUUGGAUCAUGUCCGAUGAAUGUCGAGUUGAAAAGGAGGAUGGAGAGCUGUGUGCGGACAAAAAUUUGUACUUCAGAAACGAGUCGACAACGUAUGAGAAAUUGGACGGAAAUUUCACACAGCUUUAUGAAAUCGGCUUCGCUCAUGGAGAGCUGGCACAGGAUGUUGUUGGAGUAGGUCCAACCGGAAUUAUUAUUAGUUUGUCGGGAAAAUAACGAGCACUCUGUCGCAGCGAAGAUCGCAUCAACGCGGAAAAAUGAAUUGCGUCGCGGCAAAAUCAAAUUAUUGGGUUGUUCAGAAUGUUCUGUCGUUUUUUAUUGUUUUGUUUUAGAAGAAUUUGUUUAUUGCUUGGCAAUGUGAAUAUACUCGUUUGGUACAGCUUUUUCUCCUCUGCAAAACUGUGCCUUUAAUUUUUUUUUACAAAUUUAAUUUUUUAUUAUUUUUCGGGCUCAAAAGUGAGCCAUCCAGGAGGCAAAAAUUUGCGUGACCGCACCUGCUUUUUUCGACUUCAGCGGCACGAUUGGCGCAGCAACACUGCUCGUUAUUUUCCCGACAGACUGACACCCAGAUUGUCAGUCCUUUUUAGAUAGGCACAGUCGAAUCGCAUUCCCUCCUCACUGCCAACGUCACUUUCGGCCUAGCCAAUAUCAUCGACACCGCGUCCGACGAAGACGUCAUCGACGGUGUAAUGGGCUUGGGAUUCCACAAAGAUGGCGAUCCCGCAUCCUUGGUGAAGCGAGCGGUUUCUGAGGGCAAACUGGAACGCCCAAUUUAUACGAUUUGGUUGAAAAAAGUGGGCGGAGAAGUGGACGCGCUCGGUGGUGAGAUCCGAUUCGGCGAAGAGGACACUGUAAAUUGUCAGAAAGAGGUCAGAUACGUUGGUUUGAGUAGUCUGGAUUAUUGGCAAUUUUCUGUCGAGAAAGUUGAAAUUGACCAUGAAAAAAGUCGAAAAGUAGGAGCAGCGUUGUAAACUUAUUUAUCGCCAAUUUCAAGGAAAUUGUGAAGAAUGUCGACGCCAUCUCGGACACCGGCACUUCAGCAAUUGUUGUGCCGAAAGAGACUUUUCGGAAGCUUUUGGCAAGCAUUGAUGUUAAUUCAACGACAGGAUUGCCAUAUGUUCCUUGUAAUAUAUCGUUUGUGAUGACUAUUCGAAUCAACGGACAUGAUUAUGUCUUGACAGCACAAGAUUUAAUUGUAAGUAUCUUUAAAUGGUAGCAAAUACGAAAAAAAUUAUCUAAAUGUGCUUAGAAGAAAAGAGACGAAAUGGGGAAGCUUACAAAGUAUUUUUCGAUUUCUUAACUGGCGAUAUCGCACAAGCCUGGAGAUUUUCGACCCAACUUGGUCCAAAAAUUUUCUGAUUUUUCGGUCGUUGUGGGAGAAAAAAAUCUACUGUCUAUUCCAUCGUAACUGUCGAGUAAUGUAUUCCAAUUGCAAAAUCGUUGCUUUCAAAAAAUCAUGCUUUUAUUUUGAGGCCCUAGCACACACAAAAACUACCCUAUCAAUUCAGCCUUUUGCAGAUCCACUACUCCGACGGCUGUGUCCUACAAAUCGAUUACAAUCAAAUCGAAAAUGACCCGACAUGGAUUUUGGGCGAUCCGUUUAUCCGCACGUAUUGUCAAAUCUACGACCUCGGACUACGGCGGAUUGGAUUCAGCCGAGCAAAGUUGACAGCAACAAAAAAGAGGCCUUCAAAAAGUUUUGUAUAAAAUUCUGUGUAAAGUGUGUAAGGAUGACUUGAAGGUAAAUAAAUAGAUUAAUAAUAAUAACUAGUAUAAUACAUUUGUUAUCUAUAAGUCUAGCGCGAACUUUAUUGUCUAGACGCGAAAUCUGUCGGUCGUCCACAUUAGGUCGUAAUUUUAAAAAAUAUUGUCGCCGCCCUGUAGGAGGAGCGAAUGGUAGGAGCUGCAGGCAUCCAGUAAAGACUGUGGAGAUUUUUCAAUCGGACGGCUCCGCUAUUUUUUUUAGAUACCGUAAUUUUUAUUCAAUUUGCUUAAAAUUUUAAGGCGUUGGCUUGAGGUUCGCCAAAAUUUGUGGAAAAUCAUAGGUAAAGACAUCGUAUAACGAUUUAAUAUUCUUGGUGUCUCUGAGUUACUGUUUGAAGCAAAAGUUUGACGCCUUUUUGAUCGCUUCUGUUUCCACGAUGACUAUUGCAAAUUUUUUAUUUAUAUCAUGCCUUUCAGUCCGCCGAUCACCAUGAAUAUGACCACAGUGGAAGCGAACGACCUCGAAGACAAUUUCGGCUCUCUCCAUGACGUGAACAUGAUGAUCUACGAGAUGCUGAUCCAUGUCAAGCACGACACUGCGCGCCAAAUCAACGAAACCGCAACGAUUUUAUUUUUUGCCAUUCUCUUUUCCGUUGCGAUGAUUGCUUACGUUCCAUGUUGCGUCAGCGCUUUGAUCCGACGUCGUCGCGAGACUACGAUCAUCCCCGGGAAGUUGAGACGGCUUAUUAUCAAAGAGCUAAAUCCCGAGAUGGAGAAGGGGUUUCAUCGUCAUACCGAUAAAGAAUAUUCUUACGAAUAA
Molecule: messenger RNA, 2721 nt
Organism: Bursaphelenchus xylophilus (pine wood nematode)
Lineage: Eukaryota; Metazoa; Nematoda; Chromadorea; Rhabditida; Aphelenchoididae
Source: the annotation of a GenBank genome assembly